GGAUGGAGCAGGUUUGGGAAGGAAAACAAAGUUCCAUACAUUAGAUUGGAAUACAUUAGAGUGGAGGUAGAGAUCUCCAAGUAGAGAUUUUAAGUAGAUCAUUAAGUCUUAGGGGUACGUCAGGGCUAUCUAGAUAAAGUUAUGUCCUUUAUACAGGUGAUAUUUAAAGUCCUGAGACUGGAUAUGUUUACCUAAAGCGAGACUGUAAAUAAAGAAAGAGGGUGUAAGGCUGCAAAACUAUGGAUUACCAGGCAUUUGUUCCUGUAUGAUACAAAUCUGUACAGAGUAACCUUGUUUUUUUCUAUGUAAUCUGAAUUGCAUAUCUUCUGCAACUUUAAGAAACAAUUUAACUCCCCACCCUCCCUCCCAAGUUUUUCUAUUUACAGGAAGAAAUGUAACUGGCAGAUGUCUGAGUGCUCAAUUCAGUAUGACUAGACCAUUCUCCCUCUACAGGUAAACUGAUAGGAGGUGAAAUGAUGGAAAGACUGCUUGGUGUGUGAAGACAAUUUGAUAGGACGUCUUUAUAGUCCCAAACUCUGGUUGCUGGUGGGCCAUUUUCACAAUACUGUCAAGCCUACUAGACGAGAAUGCGACCCCUGUGAAAGGAUCGUUCGACCCCCAAAGGGGUCUCAACCCACAGGUUGAGAAAGGCUGGAUCUGAAGCCCAUAACAGUGCUUACCUAUGAGAUCUCGAUGCUGAGUCGACCCAAGUCUCAAGAGGAAGAAUGGGCAUGGCAGAAACUGAGAACUUGUAUCUGCUGACAUGGGUCCUUUUAGUGGGGAUGUGGCAAGGCUGUGGAAUGACUCACAGCUGCCCUCAGUGUUUGUCCCACUGAAAAUUUCAGCUGCAGACCUGAGGCUGACGAGUGGAGGCCACCGCUGUGAGGGGAGAGUGGAAGUGAAGUACCGAGGAAUAUGGGGCACAGUGAAUGAUUUUGACUGGAACCUGGAGGAUGCAGCUGUGGUGUGCAGACAGCUGGAAUGUGGAGUUGCUGUUGCUGCUUCCAGAGGGGUUUAUUUCGGAUCAGGGGUAGGGCCCAUUUGGCAUUCAUAUCUUUUUUGCGAAGGGACAGAAUUGAAAAUCAAUGACUGUAUUCAUUCUAUGGUUCGAAACUAUCAUGAACUUGACUAUUCCCAUACCUUGGAUGUUGGAGUUGCCUGCUCAGGAUUUGUGCGUCUGGUUGGAGGGGAUGGACCCUGCUCAGGGAGAGUAGAAGUACAUUCUGGAAGAAAUUGGGAUUCAGUAUCUGGUGGGAACUUCACAUUCUCCACUGCCCAGGUUAUCUGUGCAGAGCUGGGGUGUGGCAAAGCUGUGUCUAUUCUGAUGGAUGUGCCCUUUAGAGAGUCAGAUGGACAGGUCUGGGAUGAAGAGUUCUGGUGUGAGGGGCAGGAACCUGAGCUCAGGACCUGCCCCAGAGUGCCCUGUCCUGGAGGUACUUGCCAGCACAGAGGUGCUGUUCAAGUUGUCUGUUCAGCAUACACAGAAGUGCGGCUCAUGAAAAAUGGCACCUCCCAGUGUGAGGGACAAGUGGAAAUGAAUAUUUCUGGAAAAUGGAGAAUGCUCUGUGCCUCCCACUGGAAUAUGGCCAAUGCCAAUGUUGUCUGUCGUCAGCUCGGCUGUGGAGUUGCCAUCUCAACCCCCAAAGCAGCAUACUUUGUGAAAGGAGGUGAUCAAAUCUGGAAAGCCCAAUUUCACUGCUCAGGGGCUGAGUCCUUCUUAUGGAAUUGCCCAAUGACUGCCUUGGGCAUUCCUGACUGUACCCAUGGAAGCACGGCCUCUGUGAUCUGCUCAGGAAACCAGACCCAGGUGCUGCCCCAGUGUGACUCCAUGUCUGCACCAGCAGGCUCUGCAGCCUCAGAGGAGAGCCCUGCCAGCUGCUCAGACAGGGGACAGCUCCGCCUGGUGGACGGGGGCGGUCCCUGUGCCGGCAGAGUGGAGAUCCUUCACCAGGGCUCCUGGGGCACCAUCUGUGAUGACAGCUGGGACCUGAACGAUGCCCAGGUGGUGUGCAGACAGCUGGGCUGUGGAGAGGCCCUCAACGCCAUGGUCUCUGCUCACUUCGGGGAAGGGUCAGGCCAGAUCUGGCUGGAUGACGUGAGCUGCACAGGAAAGGAGUCCCACCUGUGGAAGUGCCCUUCCCGGGGCUGGGGACAGCACGACUGCUGGCACAAGGAGGACGCGGGGGUCAUCUGCUCAGAGUUCCUGGCCCUCAGGAUGGUGAGCAAGGACCAGGAGUGUGCUGGGUGGCUGGAAGUUUUCUACAACGGGACCUGGGGCAGUGUCUGCUACAGCCCCAUGGAAGCUACAACCUUGUCCACGAUCUGCAGACACCUUGGCUGUGGGGACAGUGGGACCCUGGACUCUUCUGUUGAUUUUAGGGAAGGUUCUAGACCCCGGUGGGUAGAUGGAAUCCGGUGUCGGAAAACUGAUACCUCUCUCUGGCAAUGUCCUUCUGACCCUUGGAAAUACAGCUCAUGCCUUCCAAGAGAUGAAGCUUAUAUCACGUGUGCAGGAAGAAGACCCAAGAGCUGUCCCUCUACUGCCCCCUGCACAGACAAAGACAAGGUCCGACUCAGGGAUGGAGACACCAAGUGCUCAGGGCGAGUGGAGGUUUGGCACAAUGGCUCCUGGGGCACAGUGUGUGAUGACUCCUGGAGCCUGGCAGAGGCUGAGGUGGUGUGUCAGCAGCUGGGCUGUGGCUCUGCCCUGGAAGCCCUGCAGGAGGCGACAUUUGGUCCAGGACAUGGGCCCAUCUGGCUGGAUGAGGUGCAGUGCAGGGGCAGGGAGUCCUCCCUGUGGGCCUGUGCUGCGGAGCCCUGGGGGCAGAGCAACUGCAAGCAUGAGGAGGAUGCUGGCGUGAGGUGCUCUGGUGAAAGAACAACAUUGCCCACCACUACAGCAGGGACCAGAUCUGGCCCAAGUCCUGUACCUGGCAUCUUCUCCCUGCCUGGGACCCUUUGCCUCAUCUUAGGGGCCCUUCUCUUCCUGGUCCUCAUCAUCCUGGCAAUUCAGCUGUACAGAGGGAGAGUGGAGCACAGAGCCUUAUCCAAUUUAGAAUAUGCUCUUGAUGAAGCCAUGUAUGAGGAAAUUGAUUAUCGGGUAUCGCCGAAGAAAGAAGCUCUACUGAGCAGCCCAGAGCCCUCAGCUCAGAGGACUGAUGCCUUUAGCGAGAUUUACGAUGAUGCUGAAGAGGUUCCAGUGCCCCAGGCUCCUUCUGCCUCUCAGAUGAACGAGUGGGAAGUGCCCUUAGAGGACAAUGGAGUGAGAAUUUUUCAGACAGGCUCCUCUCUGCACUUCCCUGAAGGGGCAGCUCAUCCUAGGAAAGAAGAUAGUCCCUGGCUGCUCCAGGGGAGAGAAGAGGAUCCUGAUUGAUGGAGGACAAAUUGGCACUCACCCACAGACCUGCAUCCAAGUAGGCAAGAAAACAAGGAAGAGGAGACCUAGUCAGAGGAAACCCAGAAGGAAUACAGACAGAAAAAACAAGAACUUUUGGCUACAUGAGUUUUGCAGAU
Messenger RNA from Myotis lucifugus (little brown bat), 3513 nucleotides. Its product is annotated as antigen WC1.1-like. Gene Ontology annotation, cellular component: membrane. Lineage: Eukaryota; Metazoa; Chordata; Mammalia; Chiroptera; Vespertilionidae. The record is from RefSeq and is a predicted model, not a curated record. Bases 764 to 3373 code for a protein of 869 amino acids. The transcript is spliced from 17 exons.